This is a messenger RNA of Cannabis sativa, 2235 nucleotides long. Its product is annotated as heat shock 70 kDa protein 8. The transcript is spliced from 2 exons. The record is from RefSeq and is a predicted model, not a curated record. Gene Ontology annotation, cellular component: cytoplasm. Lineage: Eukaryota; Viridiplantae; Streptophyta; Magnoliopsida; Rosales; Cannabaceae. Gene Ontology annotation, molecular function: ATP-dependent protein folding chaperone; ATP binding; misfolded protein binding. Gene Ontology annotation, biological process: protein refolding; cellular response to unfolded protein. The coding region runs from base 352 to 2070 and encodes 572 amino acids.
AUGAGCAUAUGCCUGGUUCUACAUUUGGCAAAAAAUGAAAAAUGAAAAAAGAGUAUGCACAUUCUAGAAACCGACCUUGUCAUUUGGGAAGUAUAUACUGGUUCUGUCUCUUACAAUCUAGGAAGCUCUAGAACAACUUAGAAAUGCACCAUUUUCAUUACUCCUUCUCAUAAAAUCACAUCAUUCCUCUCUGCUAAUCACCAAACUAAUUUCUCACCUUCUGGGUUUCUCUUCUUUCUUCUCCAUUAUCAAUUCCUUCUUCACUCUCUUGCUCACCGCCUUCAUCGUCUGCCUCUCAACUUACUGUUGAGUACAUUCACCAUCCGGGCUGUGAUUUGUGGAUAUACAAGAAUGGCUGAACCAGCAUACACCGUGGUAUCCGACAGUGAAAACACAGCAGAUGAGAAAUCUUCAUCUGCUUUCCCUGAAAUUGCGAUUGGCAUUGACAUUGGCACUUCACAAUGCAGUGUUGCUUUCUGGAAUGGCUCCCAGGUGGAGCUCCUUAAGAACACCAGAAACCAGAAGAUGAUGAGGUCAUAUGUUACAUUCAAAGAUGAAGUCCCUUCCGGUGGAGUCAGCAAUCAACUUUCUCAUGAGCAUGAAUUGCUUUCUGGAGCUGCAAUAUUCAACAUGAAACGCCUGAUUGGCAGGGUUGACACCGAUCCUGUUGUUCAUGCCAGCAAAAGCCUUCCGUUUUUGGUACAAACAUUGGACAUUGGUGUCCGACCCUUCAUCGCAGCCUUGGUGAACAAUGCCUGGAGAUCAACAACACCAGAAGAAGUCUUGGCAAUCUUCUUGGUUGAGCUAAGAGCAAUGGCAGAAAUCCAGCUUAAGCGACCAAUAAGAAAUGUUGUCCUCACCAUUCCAGUUUCAUUCAGCCGAUUCCAGCUUACUCGGAUUGAGCGAGCUUGUGCCAUGGCUGGUCUUCAUGUACUGAGACUGAUGCCUGAACCAACAGCCGUGGCAUUGUUAUAUGCUCAACAACAACAAACCGCCCAUGAUAAUAUGGCCAGUGGCAGUGAGAAAAUUGGCCUCAUUUUCAAUAUGGGUGCUGGAUACUGUGAUGUAGCUGUGACUGCUACAGCUGGAGGAGUCUCCCAGAUAAAAGCCUUGGCUGGAGCUACCAUUGGUGGAGAAGACUUGCUCCAGAAUAUGAUGCAUCAUCUGUUGCCUAAUGCUGAUACCCUUUUCUCAAGCCAUGGAAUUAGCGACAUCCAAGCAAUGGGUUUGCUUAGAGUUGCAACUCAGGAUGCAAUCCACAAACUCUCUUUUCAGUCCAGUGUUCAGAUUGAUGUUGACUUGGGAAAUGGGUUAAAGAUAAACAAGGUCUUGGAUCAACAGGAGUUUCAAGAAGUGAACAAAACGGUAUUUGAGAAAUGUGAGUCUCUCAUAAUCCAGUGCCUGCAUGAUGCCAAGGUACAAAUUGAGGAUGUGAAUGAUGCAAUUGUUGUUGGUGGGUGUUCAUAUAUUCCUAAAGUAAAAGAUCUUGUCUUGAAUGUUUCCAAGAGAAAAGAGCUUUAUAAAGGGAUGAACCCUUUGGAAGCUGCUGUAUGUGGGGCUGCACUUGAAGGGGCAGUGGCCUCUGGUAUUAGUGACCCAUUUGGAAAUCUUGACUUAUUAACCAUACAAGUGACACCUCUUGCAAUUGGAAUUCAGGCAGAUGGAGGCAAAUUCGUGCCAAUCAUAGCCAGGAACACCACAAUGCCAGCAAGGAAAGAGAUGACUUUCACCACUGUCCAAGACAACCAAACCGAGGCACUCAUCAUCGUGUACGAGGGGGAAGGGCAUGAAAAUGUGAGGGAAAAUCAUCUGCUAGGGUAUUUCAAGAUCGUUGGAAUUCCUCCCGCGCCUAAAGGCAUUUCGAAUAUCAAUGUGUGCUUAGACAUAGAUGCUUCAAAUGUGCUGAGAGUUUUUGCUGGUGUUGUACAACCAAGUUCUUAUAAACUGGUAACACCUUUCAUGGAAGUUAGGAUGCCUACAGUGGACGAUGGUCAUGGUUGGUGUGCUGAAGCCUUGCACAGAGCCUAUGGUUCUACUACUGAUUUGGUUACUGUGAAGAAGAAAAUCUAAUUCAGGGUUAUGCAACAGAUCAAACAGGCAUGAACAUAUAAUAAAACUGUUUGUGAAUUCCUUUUGUGUUGGAUCGGUUUUGUGAAGUAUUUAGGAUGAGUUGUUUGUUAUGUUAUAGCUAUGGGAUCUUAUUAUGUUACAUAUAAUAACUCUUUUAUCUUUAAA